AUGUCUAAACAUGCACGAGACACUGAUAAGACUUUUUCAAAGCUUGCAUACAGGUUUUCUUCAUCUCUAUGCCCUCUGGAUUUGGUUAUUAAACACCUUUAUGAGGAGGCAUUACUCUCUACAAGGCUACUUACACUGGACACCUUGUCUUCACUCAAUGAAAUACGAAGAGAUAAAGCACUUAAGUCAUUUAUUUCUAACCACCAGCCCAGCUCUGAGAAUGAAACAGUUUUCGGAACAGAAUUGCAAAACAUUAUCGAAAAAGAGAAUAGAGAAGCAAAGAUUCAGGCAUGGAAACAUUUACAGGGGCGGUCUUCAGACAGAUCGCCCAAACCAACAAUAAACAUAAAGGUAGCUAGAAGAGAUUUGAGGAAAGCCUAUCCCUCCCAAUAUACAACAAGAAGUUUCAAGGUUGUUAGACCAGAAAGUGAUAUGCGAAUUCCUUAUCAACAAACCUUGUUUCAUGUCGAAUAUUUUUUUAGUCCUGAAAAAAGCUGGUGCUCACAGAUUAGUAAUAGAUUUACGAGAACUAAACAACUAUAUUCACUAUAUGCAUUUCAAAAUAGAAGGCUUGGACCUCGUAAAAGCAUUAAUACAGCCCAAAGACUUUAUGAUAUCGAUAGAUAUCAAAGAGGCCUUUCACCAUGUACCAUUACAUCAAGAAGCCCAAAAAUAUUUCGUGUUCAAAUGCAACGGAAAGUUUUAUUGUUACACAUGUCUUCCCUUUGGGCUGUCAACCAGCCCACGAACAUUUACAAAGGUCCUUCGACCUGUAGUAAAGUUAGCAAGAGAAAUGAACAUCAGACUAAUCACUUACCUGGAUGA
This is a messenger RNA of Cetraspora pellucida, 825 nucleotides long. NCBI's taxonomy places the organism in Eukaryota, Fungi, Glomeromycota, Glomeromycetes, Diversisporales, Gigasporaceae. The record is from the annotation of a GenBank genome assembly.